Mercurialis annua (annual mercury) is the source of this 1165-nucleotide messenger RNA. RefSeq names its product U1 small nuclear ribonucleoprotein A. The transcript has 5 exons. The record is from RefSeq and is a predicted model, not a curated record. Lineage: Eukaryota; Viridiplantae; Streptophyta; Magnoliopsida; Malpighiales; Euphorbiaceae. Gene Ontology annotation, molecular function: U1 snRNA binding. Gene Ontology annotation, cellular component: U1 snRNP. Gene Ontology annotation, biological process: mRNA splicing, via spliceosome. Bases 144 to 893 code for a protein of 249 amino acids.
GCUCCAGGACGUAAGAUUAGGGCUUUACCAAACAAUUAUUGUCAGCUAAAAUUUCCUAAAAACAAAAUCGCAAGUGAAAAAAACCUGUAUUUCACACUCAGUUGCUCGUUCACUGCUCAAACUUCUUGAGUCAGAGGUAUUAAAUGGCGUUACAAGAGCAAAAGAAUGCACCAGAUGGGAACAAUGGGAAUGAAGUCUCUACUAACAUGACCAUUUACAUCAACAAUCUCAACGAGAAAAUCAAAAUCGACGAAUUGAAAAAAUCACUGCACGCUGUAUUCUCGCAAUUUGGGAAGAUAAUAGAGAUUUUGGCAUUUAAGACGCUGAAGCAUAAAGGCCAAGCUUGGGUUGUGUUUGAGAAUGUUCAGUCUGCUUCUAAUGCUAUGAGGCAAAUGCAGAAUUUUCCUUUUUAUGAUAAGCCCAUGAGAAUACAAUAUGCAAAAUCUAAAUCAGAUGUCAUUGCGAAGGCUGAUGGCACUUUUGUUCCAAGAGAGAAGAGAAAGAGGCAUGAUGAAAAAGGAAAAAAGAAGAAAGAGCAGCAUGAUGCUAAUCAAAUGGGUAUGGCUCCUGCUUAUGCUGGCGGCUACGGUGCAACACCUCCGCUAUCCCAAAUACCGUAUCCAGGGGGUGCAAAAUCUAUGCUACCUGAGGCUCCAGCUCCACCAAAUAGCAUACUCUUUGUUCAAAAUCUUCCAAAUGACACAACCCCGAUGGUGCUGCAAAUGUUCUUUCAGCAAUACAGUGGUUUUAAGGAGGUUAGGAUGGUGGAAGCAAAGCCAGGGAUUGCCUUUGUCGAGUAUGCAGAUGAGAUGCAAGCAACAGUCGCAAUGCACGGACUUCAGACUUUUAAGAUUCAACAGAAUCCAAUGCUGAUUACCUAUGCCAAGAAAUAAUUAGGGGUUCUUCUGAUGUUAUCCUUCAUUGGAGAAACAACAAUUAGGAACUAGAAUGUUUUAAAGCUGUAAUUGCUUGUCUGCUGUGUCGGAUUGAUAGGUUACAAGAAGCUUAGGGUUUUUGGGCGUAUCAUCAUCAUCAAAAAUAGUGACUUUUCAGUGUUGUUUGUUGGAAGGUGAUUAGCACAGUAGAUUGAUAAUUUGUUUGUAUUUCACUUCCUCAAACAUUUUAGAAAAUACAAACUCAAAUGUAAAAUGGAAUCAUUCUGUCA